AUGGACGACUUUGCAGGCUUCAAGAAGAAGUCCAAGAAGACCAAGAAGGUCGUUCUUGCCGACGAUCUCGACCUUGGGGAUGAACCUACCCAGCCUGUCGCCAAACCUGCGCCUGAACCUGAACCUGCCCCUGCCGUUGUUGAGCCUGUCGAGCCUGCGAAGCCAGAACUAGAGGAGGAUGCAGUGAGGCCGCUUGACAAGGAUGCUGACCUGACUCUCAAGGAUGGCGAUGACCUUGAUUUCAGCGAUCUCAAGAAAAAGAAGAAGAAGAAGGCUGUAGCGAUCGACCUGGACGAUGUGGAUGGCACGACUGCGCCUGCUGCAAAGGGAGACUCGCUCGGUAACACUGUCGAGGAAAGUGCGAGUGGCUCAAAUGCCAUUUCGCUCAGUGUAGCGACGGACCUCGACGACUUUUCGGACCUCAAGAAGAAGAAAAAGAAGAGCAAGAACGCCUUUGACAUGGAUGCCUUCGAGAAGGAGCUCGCCGCUACCGAGUCAGGUCAGGCGCCCAAGCUACAAAAGCCAAGCACGGCGACGAAAUCGGCUAGCAAGCAGAACAGCGACGACGAGGCAGAUGGUGCAGAUUACGAUGAAGAUGAUGACGACGUACCCGAGGGCGAAGAUCCGUUUGGACAGGAAGGAGGACUGGACGGAUCAGCAGCGGCAAAGAGCAAAGCUGAGCUAGCAGCCGACAAGCAAGAAUGGCUCUCUGAUCCCACACGGGACUACACCUAUCUCGAGCUACUCGGGAGAUUCUACACGAACCUCUACGCAUCUCAUCCGUCACUCUCGAGCGCGGGAGGAAAGAAGCGCUACACGCUCGCCCCGCCCAAUGUCCAGAGAGACGGCACGAAGCGAUCUAUCUUUGCCAAUGUGGCCGACAUCUGCAAGAAGAUGCACAGACAGCCGGAGCAUGUCAUCCAGUACCUUUUUGCCGAACUGGGUACACACGGUUCUGUCGAUGGUAGCGGUCGGCUCGUCAUCAAGGGUCGGUUCCAGCAAAAGCAGAUAGAGAAUGUCCUUCGCCGAUACAUUGUCGAAUACGUCUCGUGCAAGACAUGCAAGUCUCCUGACACAUUGCUUGAGAAGCACGAUCGUCUCUACUUUGUCGCUUGCCAAUCGUGCGGUUCCAGGCGGUCUGUCACAGCGAUCGGAAAGGGCUACCAGGCCCAAAUUGGCAAGCGCAAGAAAGCAGCAGCAUGA
This is a messenger RNA of Mixia osmundae IAM 14324, 1203 nucleotides long. RefSeq lists its product as uncharacterized. NCBI's taxonomy places the organism in Eukaryota, Fungi, Basidiomycota, Mixiomycetes, Mixiales, Mixiaceae. The transcript is spliced from 4 exons. Gene Ontology annotation, cellular component: eukaryotic translation initiation factor 2 complex. Gene Ontology annotation, molecular function: mRNA binding; translation initiation factor binding; translation initiation factor activity. The record is from RefSeq and is a predicted model, not a curated record. The coding region runs from base 1 to 1203 and encodes 400 amino acids. Gene Ontology annotation, biological process: translational initiation; formation of translation preinitiation complex; formation of cytoplasmic translation initiation complex.